Dinoponera quadriceps is the source of this 5473-nucleotide messenger RNA. RefSeq lists its product as uncharacterized. Gene Ontology annotation, molecular function: protein kinase activity; ATP binding. The transcript has 9 exons. The coding region runs from base 1100 to 5323 and encodes 1407 amino acids. The record is from RefSeq and is a predicted model, not a curated record. Gene Ontology annotation, biological process: protein phosphorylation. NCBI's taxonomy places the organism in Eukaryota, Metazoa, Arthropoda, Insecta, Hymenoptera, Formicidae.
AGCGUAUUUAUAUUCCAAUGAUAUUGUUGUUACCUUGAUGAUAAAAAUGAAGAGGGUAUAGGUAAUUGAAAAAAACUGCCUCAGAAAUUUGUAAAUAAAAAGUUCAUUAUCGCGUCUGCAGGCGACUUAUUGCAUGAUUACCAAUAUGAGCGGUAAGAAAAAAAUAUGCAAAGUUACGCGAGCCUGAAAGAAAGCGUUUGCCGCUGCAUUUAAACACGAGUUUGCGUUGUCAUGUGAUCUGAAAUGUCACUCCUCAUAAUUGGUCUGUUCUUUUCAGCUGCACUGCUGAACCGGUGCAACAAGUUCGAGCGAGACAUGUUCUUUUUAGCUAAACUGCUGAACUGUUACAAUAAGUUGAAGUGAGAAAACUUAUCUCGCUUCAACUAAUUGCACCAGUUCAGCGACGCAGCUAAAAAGAACAGGCCAAUGGUCCGAGCUACAAACUCUAUUAUGAACGUAUUGUAGAUUACGCGCUUAAAGGGCCGUUAAAUAUGCGGUAAGAUGCGAGGUAAUUGACGGUCGAUUUAUUUGUGGAAUAUACGAGUCCCUGUGUUACGGCCAGUUGUAGACGGUCCUUGAUUCUCAGCCGAGAAGAAAACUAGUGCGAGCUGGCGCAGCCAGUAUACGACGCACCGGCCGUGCACUGCUAUGCACGAGAUAGCCGACCAAUAGCAGCUGCCUGUCUUCUGGGUUAUGAUAUGGCGCUUGUCCAAGUGUCACAGAUUUCGCGACGAACCUUCUUCCGCAACCUGCGAAGCUAUAUUCCACUCGAGAGAUCGUAUCGAACGUGGUUGGAAGUAGAGGGCGAGAAAGGGAAGGAAUAGGACAGGGGCGAACGGAGGGGACGGGAAUCGGCGAGAAUAGAAGUGGGUUUGGCAAGUGUGACCGAUCCGCCAACAUCCUCUAUUCCGUUCUAUUCGGACGGUCGCGUAUACGAUAACGUAUCAUGCCCGGUAGACCGCGUCGCCAUCACCAGCUCUCGCAAUCGUCACGAGAGGAGGAUUAUGAGCGCGUCGUGACCCGAACCGACUCCUAACUGUCGCGUAUCACCGUGUCGAGAAUGACUUAGGCCAGCACGCGGAAACAGUCCCGGUACGCGAUGCAAAGUUCACGCUGGUCAUGCUUGCUAUUCUGGGUGGGUCUACUACCGAUCAUCGCAGCCUACCCUGUACCUUCGUCGUUUGUCACAGAUACUCACACUUCCUGGCAAUGGGAACACUACUGGAUGCGCUAUGCGAUUGCUCUCUCGAGUGUCACGGCAACAGCUUUAACUUUGGCCGGAUGCCUCUGUUGUCAGAGACACAGAAGACCGAAAGGAUUUCAGGACAAAGCAGAAAAAUGCAAUCAGGAGUUCAAGGAUGGAAGCAGCACGGGGCAAGAUAGCGCCUUCGAGCGUUCGGUCGAAGGACUGGAGUUGGAUGCCUCGAGGACACUGGCCGCGUCCGAGAGGGUUCAGUUUGAGCCCCUACCCGUCGACAGUAUCGUAUCCGGCACGAAAGCGAAGGCGACACCUCUGUCGCCACCGCGCAACGAGGAGCAGGAUACGGAUCGUUCUAUCCUGCAGGAGCCGUGCAGCGAGUGGUUCGAAUCCAACGAGCUGAACGUUCCGCGAGAGAAGCUCAAGUAUCUGCGGGAAAUCGGGCACGGAUGGUUCGGCAAGGUGGUCGAGGGCCGGGCGGACUUGGAACAGUCGAAGUCGGGCGGUGUGGUCGUGAGAAUACUCACGGAGGAGGCUACCACCCGGGAGAAAGCCUGGUUCCUCGGCGAGGCCACGCCGUACUUGAAGCUGCGCCAUCAGAACGUCCUGGCCUUGCUCGGCUUCUGCCUGGAGACCGAUCCGUACCUCCUGCUGUUCGAGUCGUGUCCGGCCGGCGAUCUGAAGGGCUUCCUCCUGUCGAAUCGCGACGCGAAGUCGCGGGAGGCGCUCAACAAGGAGAACGUGCCGGUGCGCAUCGCGAUCGAGAUCGCGGCCGGCUUGAAGCACAUGCACAACCACGGUUUCGCGCACACGGACCUCUCGGCGAGGAACUGCCUGGUCGCCCCGGACCUGUCGGCCAAGCUGGGGGACUACGGCACCGGCGUCGAGAAGUAUCCCGACGACUAUUACAUCGUGGGAGACCGGGCCCUGCCCAUUCGGUGGUCCGCGCCCGAAAGUCUCAACUGCACCGACACCACCAUCGAGACGCGGGAGAUCACGCCGCAGGCGAACAUGUGGAGUUACGCGGUGCUCCUCUGGGAGAUCGUCAGCUGGGGCGAGAGGCCCUACGACGACAUGAACGACGAGCAGGUGAUACAGAUGAUUCUCUCAAUGAAGAAGGAAUUCCCGCCGAACGGCGUGCUGCGUCUCACGAGCAGCUCGAGCAUGCACCAGGCGACUCGCUCGUGCCUGAGCGUCAAGGCGAACGACAGACCGUCGCUGGACGAGGUCAGGCGGAUCCUCCUCAACGAGCACGCGGACUUCGAGCAACGCUGGGAGAGUCUGCGCGUGCGCAGCGCCAGCCUGCAGGACCUGCGCGGCAGCAUCGACUCCGAUUACUGGACCCACAUCGUGGACGACGGGACGGACACGCUACCGUUUCGCCUCGGGCCCGACGAGCAAGUGAGGAACAUACCGGUGAUGAAGAACGCGCUCUUCCCGGAAUCCGGCUCGGAGACCGAGGAGGAGAGCUGGAAGGGCCGGAUCGAGCAGGGCGUUUACACGGAGAAGGUGAAGCAGAAGUCCAAGUCGGUGACGGAUCUCAUGGUGCUCGUGCACAUCGAUCCGGACUCCGACGCGGAAUGGUCACUGGGCGCGCCGGAGAAGAAGAAGUUGCCCGGUAGCGACGGCGAGCUCAGGCACACCGCGCACGUGCUGGACGAGUUCGACGAGGCGUUGAAGAAGCUGCGGGAUCCCCUGCCGCCGGCCACCGUCAAGUCGCUCGAGAACCCGAAGCUCCUCACGCUGACCGUGGCCGACCGCACGCCGAUCUUACGGCUGUCCCUGGACACCCCGGAUAACGACGCGCGUGCCGAGAAGCACGUGCUGAGACUUCUCCAGUCGAAGGCCGAUCCCCCCCUCUUGCGUUACGUGCCUGAUCGAGGAGACGAGGAGGUUUUGCUUUGGAAUCACGCGCUCGACUCCGCCUUGGAGAGGAAGAUACCGGGCUUCUCCGAGGCGGAAUUCAACGAAUAUGUUGCACCGCCGGAGCUCACGCCGGACGUCUCGCACUUUUCGGCCGACGGACGCAAGGCCGACGACGAGGAGGAGAGGAAACAGCUGUCCACACCGGACGACGAGCAGAGCUCGGACUCGGGUUUCCGCGACAAGGAGUCCUGCGAGGAGGAGGAGGCGUCCGGCUAUCUCCUGCCGGGUAACACCGCCGCCGCCGAGGAGGAGCCGUUUCAGAUUCUGUUCGAGCUGGACACCAUCCUGGACGCGGAGUAUUACGCCGCUCCCGAAAGUAUGACGAUUUCUACGCCGGCGAACGAUCGGACGAAAGAGGAGGAGGAGGAGGAGGAGGAGGAAAACACGACUCCCGAGAAGGAUUUCAAGAUCCGAGAUUACGCCCAGAGAUCCUACGAUUCAGAGACGAAGGUAUAUACGGAACAGUCUUCGCAGGGAGAUUAUGAGAAGGACGAGGACGAGGACAGCUCGACGAUGAGCUUGCGCAGCGACAACUCUUACGUGUCGUUCGGCAUAGAGGAGGAAUUCGUAACAGCGAUUCGCAACGAACUCAGGGAGAAGUUGCCUCAGGCUCAAAUGCAGAUCGUCGAGUCCUUGGAGAGCCAUGACGAUCCCGCCAGCGACGCGUACGGUAAACGGUGGGAUGACGAGGACGGCGAGGAUGCGUCUGAUCAGAUCAGCAGCGGUGUGGAUAUCUCAAUCAGGUACAAUGUCUACGGAACACCGCUCAGUCCCAUCCAAGAAGAGCGAGAGAGCAAUGUCACUUCCGAGUCUUUGAUGUCCAAUUCCAGGGAGGCGUCCGUCGCUUCGAGAGAAUCGGAAGACGUGCUCCUGGUCGACACUCGCACGAACGAAAUGAUACUGUUGGAGGGACUGGGAGAGCGGCUGCAGGACGAGGACACGACGAACGGCGAUCUGUCCGAGGAAGAGAAUUUAGAUUACACUUGUUCGAUGGCGCGCCCGUUGGAGGACAAAUCGCGCAUCGUCAGGGCGAGCGGAGGCGCGCCGCUGCCGAGCCCCGAGGAAGAAUCCAAGUGGCAACAAUUAUCCUCAUCCUUUCCGCUACCUUUACCGCUGCAGGAUGACUUGAUGUCGACAAGUUUCGUCACGGAACACGAAUGCUGCAGCCAGGAUGAAGACGAGGAGGAGGAGAAUGAGGAGGAGGAGGAGGAGGACGAAGAGGAGGAGAACGAGGACAACAGUUCCAGUUCCGGUGAAUUCGUAUGGAAGAGAUACAACGAGCCGCAUAUCGAACAAAUACGAAUUAGAAGUGCCGCUAACAACGACGAAGCGAGCACAGCGACGAGUGUUGAGUUGGAAGAGGAUCUGAACGUCGAAGACGAAGAGGAGGAAGAGGAAUUCACGCCUUCGGCCUGGAAUGCCGCUCUGGCGCCCCAUCGAUCGGCACUAAGGUCGCCGGAUAAAACAUUAAAAUCUGGGGAUCAGAAGAAGAGCGUAUGGUUCAAGAAGCAACGCUAUCACUGCGUGUACGAGUAUCCGAAGGAAACAUUAUCUGCGGACAGUCGAACGGAUACCGCUGUCAACUCGGAAGCAACUUCGUAUUCCGAUUGGGAAGAAAUGAUAGAUGAGCCACGAUUAGAUCUGUAUCCCUUGGAUUACGACGAGGUCAAUCAUACCGGAAACGAAGAGUUCUUUGUGACCAGCUCGAAUCGGCCCUUCCAGUUCCAAACCGGCGAGAGCAAGUACGUCAGCCAGUUCUUUCCCGGUGCAAAUAUGACUUCGUUCCCCGACGACCGGGAGGAAACUGACGGUUGUCGACAGCAGGAGUCUUCGAAUCAUGUUGAUUUCACGAACGAAUACGAACAACAGCAGCAGCAUCAACUAGGAGAGUUACGACAUACGCGAGAUCGGUUGAAGCUGAAUCUAAUAUCAUCGAACGGUACACCGUCCGCCUCGUUCGUGAAGCAACCGCGUGCGAGUGACGAGCAAGUAAACGUAGUUAAGGAGAACUACGAUUUGACGGAACUUAUCGAGAAUGUUGCCGCACAGGACCAACAUACUGUAUCGAAUGAUAACGUGUUGCCAAAGGUGCCUCACGAAGAUGUGCAACUCGGACCAUCUUCUACAAGAAUUUUUCAGUGUGAUAGCGAGGAGACCUUCGAACCCGCUGACAAGUACAGUGUUUUAGCUCCUGAUUAAAAUGACAAUAUAGUGCAAUGUAUGUGUGUAUGUAAAACAGUGAGUGAAUGAGCGAGCGAGAAAACGAGAUAGUUCAGCCCAAGUCCGUCCGUAAGAAUCUCAUCAUGAAAAUAUGCAAUGAUUUUUUUUUCUUGGAUAGUAUAUCACUGA